Molecule: messenger RNA, 858 nt
Organism: Cryptomeria japonica (Japanese cedar)
Lineage: Eukaryota; Viridiplantae; Streptophyta; Pinopsida; Cupressales; Cupressaceae
Product: tryptophan aminotransferase-related protein 1-like
Exons: 7
Coding region: 1-543 (180 amino acids)
Molecular function (GO): carbon-sulfur lyase activity
Source: RefSeq, a predicted model, not a curated record
AUGAAGAGAAGAGUCUCGGAGCCAAAUCAGUUGGAACUUAAAGGGAGGCUUCUUGGGAAGAGAAAUGCAACAAGCCGAGAACUUGAUAGGCCAAUGGGUUUACCAUUUCUACAGAAGGCUGCAGAGGGCUGGUCAGAUUUUGAUGAGAGAGAACGCACCAUUGUAGAGGCACACAGAACAUUUGGUUGUUAUGGGGGUGCAGGAAGUAGGAGUAGCUCUAAUCCCUGUGUUCUCGAACCCAGAAAGUUAGUUAGAGUUAGUGCUCUCGUAGAAAAUAUCGUUGCAGAAAGAAGAUAUAUUGUGCUUGGAACAGGCUCCGUGCAACUCAUCAAUGCUGCCAUUAAUAGCCUUUCACCCACAAAUGCUUCAAAUCUAGCAAAAGUUGCAGCUGUUGCACCCUUUUGCAGUGGCUACAAAGUACAGAUCGAGUUUGUAACAUCUCUAAACUAUCCAGACACUCUUCUAGACGAGGUUGUUUUUAAAGGCAAGAAUGUAAAGAUGGUUUAUGAUCAUAUAUGCAAGCAUUUCGUCUUAGGGUUGUGAUUAUGGCUCCAUAGAAACCUUGGUAAGGUUCUAAAUGAACUAUCAAGAGGAAUUAGGGAUCUAAUGAAACUAUGCUUUGAACUAUUCGACUAUUAUGUCGUGAAUCGGAUCCUUGGUGAGCCUUACUGGGACCUAAAAGCCUAUGUACUAUGAAGAAAGAUAUAUAGCUUACUGGCCAUGUAAUAUCUUACGAAGUUGGAUAGGAAUUCCUCAUACCCCAAUUGAGUCGUACCUAAGGGAUGCUACGUGUAUGACCAAUAUCCUUUCUACAGCAAUAAGAUAUUUGCAAAAAUAUGAAUUUGUGUGCCUUCAUAU